Messenger RNA from Fulvia fulva, 276 nucleotides. RefSeq lists its product as uncharacterized. The transcript is spliced from 2 exons. Gene Ontology annotation, molecular function: zinc ion binding; nucleic acid binding. The coding region runs from base 1 to 276 and encodes 91 amino acids. Lineage: Eukaryota; Fungi; Ascomycota; Dothideomycetes; Mycosphaerellales; Mycosphaerellaceae. The record is from RefSeq and is a predicted model, not a curated record.
AUGGAUCGCUAUCAAUCUAACAGGCCGUCGCAAGCCAGUGCGACUACCACAUGCCAGAAAUGCUUGAAGAAAGGCCACUACAGCUACGAAUGCACAGCCCCUCGACAAGACAGACCAUACGUCUCACGACCAUCCCGAAGCCAGCAAUUCUCAAACCCAAAACUUGCCCCAAAGCUCUCCGCUGUUCUUCCUCCCGCAGAUCCCAAGCCAGAAGUCAAGUCAGUAGAAAUGAAGGCAUAUUCCGUCCUGAGUACACAUCUUAACAUGCAAUCAUAG